AUGGGUCGUUCUUCUGCUGUGAUCAGAUGGUACCAUCUUAACAAACCCUUGAAGCUGUUGUUUCUUAUCUGGGUCUUCGUUCUAGCCCAAAGCUUCGUUGUUUCGAGCUUCGAUGCAGACAAAUCAGCUCUUUUGGAGUUCAAGACCUCAGUUUCAGACCGUUAUGGAGUACUAUUGAGCUGGAGUUCAAGUAAUUCUGAUCAUUGUUCGUGGUUUGGAGUAUCGUGUGAUUCAAAUUCUCGGGUUGUGGCUCUGAAUAUUACCGGUGGAGGUAAUUCUGCUUCUUUGUCUUGUGCUAAAAUUGAUAAAUUUCCACUGUAUGGUUUUGGAAUUAGAAGGGCUUGUUUGGAUAUUAAAGUGAAAUUGGUGGGUAAGCUAUCACCUGCAAUUGCGAAGCUGGAAGAACUUCGGGUUUUGUCACUUCCAUUCAAUGAAUUGAAUGGUGAAAUUCCUGUGGAAAUUUGGGGCAUGGAAAAGUUGGAAGUUCUGGAUCUUCAAGGGAAUUCAAUUAGUGGGUCUUUACCAGUUCGUUUCACGGGUGUGCGGAACUUACGGGUUCUUGAUUUGGGCUUUAAUGAUAUUUUUGGGGAGAUUCCAAAUUCAUUAUCUGAUUGUGUGGGUCUACAAAUCUUGAAUUUAGCUGGGAAUCGAGUGAAUGGGACAAUUCCAAAGUCUGUUAGUGGUUUUAGAGAUAUGAGGGGGCUUUACUUGUCAUUUAAUCGACUUGCUGGGUCAAUUCCGAAUGAGAUAGGGAACAAUUGUGGGAAACUUGAACAUUUAGAACUCGCAGGUAAUUUCUUGCUUGAAGGGAUUCCAAGUAGUUUGGGGAACUGUAGGGAGUUACGGUCACUUAUUUUGUAUUCGAAUUUGCUUGACGAGGUUAUUCCGGUAGAAUUUGGUCGGCUGAGCCAGCUUGAAGUGUUGGAUUUGUCGAGGAACAGCCUCAGUGGUCCAAUACCUCGUGAGCUCGGAAAUUGUUCAGAAUUAUCGGUCAUUGUGCUGUCAAAUUUGUUGGAUCCUCUUCCUAGUAUUGGUAGUUCAGAAGGCGAUUCUUCAUCAGGGAAAUUUACCUACACCACUGACGAAUAUAAUUUCUUUGAAGGCGAUUUGCCUACGGAAAUUACUACUCUCUCUAAGCUUAAGAUAUUGUGGAUGCCAAGGGCAAGUCUAGAGGGAAAGUUUCCUAGCAAUUGGGGGGCUUGUGACAACUUGGAGAUGGUGAAUUUGGCUCAGAAUUUUUUCAAAGGAGAAAUCCCUCGGGGUUUUAAUAUCUGCAAGAAGCUGUAUUUUCUUGAUCUGAGCUUGAACAUGCUGACGGGUGAGCUUGUUGAUAAACUUCCAGUUCCUUGUAUGACUUUAUUUGAUGUCAGCGGGAAUCUUCUCACAGGUUCAAUUCCCAAAUUUUACUAUAGCUAUUGCCCUCGUGUUCCAUCCUUAAAUGCAUAUGCAGUUGAAGCCUACAUGCCAUCAUCUACAUAUCUACCAUUUUUUGCAUAUUUGACUCAGGCUGGAACCCCUUUGCCUUUGUUUGGAGAUGGUGGUAGUCUUGCCAUAAUUCAUAAUUUUGGUGGGAACAACUUUACUGGGGCUCUCAGCUCAAUGCCCAUCGCAAAUGAAAGAUUAGGGGAGCAGACUGUUUAUUCAUUUCUAGCUGGUAGUAACAAGUUUGCUGGGCGAUUUCCUGGAGAGUUGUUUGACAAAUGUGACAAAUUAAAAGCAAUGAUUGUAAAUGUCAGCAACAACAAAUUUUAUGGCCCCAUCCCCACGGAAAUUGGUUCAGUUUGCAGAUCUCUUAAACUUUUGGAUGCCUCAGGGAAUCAGAUUUCUGGAACCAUUCCUGCUAGUCUUGGGGAUUUGGUGUCUCUUGUUGCUCUUAAUUUGAGUUGGAACCUGUUGCAAGGUGCGAUUCCAAGCAAUCUUGGCCAGAUAAAGAAUCUCAAGUAUCUUUCAUUAUCUGGCAAUAACCUGACUGGCUCCAUUCCUACAAGCUUGGGGAACUUGCACUCGUUAGAAGUGCUUGAACUUUCUUCAAAUUCCAUCUCUGGUGGGAUUCCAGGAGAGCUCGGGAACUUGAGGAACAUGACUGUUCUUCGGCUCAACAACAAUAAACUCUCGGGCCAGAUUCCAUCUGUUCUGGCAAAUUUGACCACACUCUUGGCGUUCAAUGUGUCCUUCAAUAACUUGUCGGGGCCCCUUCCAUUGAAUGUUAAUUUGAGGAAAUGUAGUAGUGUCCUAGGAAACCCCUUUCUACAGUCUUGUUAUAUGUUCUCUUUAACUUCACCUUCAGAUCAGCAGGGGAUCACAGGGGAUUCACGGAAUUAUGCUGCUUCUCCACCAAGUCCAACGCAGAAAAGUGAGAAUAAUGGUUUGAAUUCAAUUGAGAUCGCUGCCAUAACAUCUUCAUCGGCUAUUGUAUCAGUUCUUCUUGCACUUAUUAUCCUCUUCUUCUACACAAGAAAAUGUAAUCCGAGAUCCAGGGUUCAGGGGUCUGCCAGAAAGGAAGUUACAGUAUUCACCGAUAUUGGAGUUCCACUGACAUUUGAGAAUGUUGUUAGGGCCACGGGGAGUUUCAAUGCUAGCAACUGUAUUGGGAACGGAGGUUUUGGAGCAACAUACAAGGCUGAAAUUUCUCCAGGAGUCUUGGUAGCAAUAAAACGGCUUGCAGUUGGACGAUUUCAAGGGGUCCAGCAGUUUGAUGCGGAAAUCAAAACUCUGGGGAGGCUUCGCCAUCCAAAUCUUGUGACCUUAAUAGGUUAUCAUGCCAGUGAAACAGAGAUGUUUCUUAUAUAUAAUUAUUUGCCUGGUGGUAAUUUGGAAAAAUUUAUCCAGGAAAGGUCCACGAGGGCUGUGGAUUGGAGGAUACUUCACAAGAUUGCUUUGGACAUAGCCCGUGCCCUUGCCUACCUUCAUGACCAGUGUGUCCCACGCGUUCUUCAUCGUGAUGUCAAGCCCAGCAACAUCUUGUUGGAUGAUGACUACAACGCAUAUUUAUCCGACUUUGGAUUAGCCAGGCUUCUGGGAACUUCAGAAACCCAUGCCACCACGGGUGUGGCUGGUACUUUUGGGUAUGUGGCUCCUGAAUAUGCAAUGACUUGCCGGGUUUCUGACAAAGCUGAUGUCUAUAGCUAUGGGGUGGUGCUGCUUGAGCUAAUCUCGGACAAGAAAGCCCUGGACCCUUCAUUCUCUUCAUACGGUAAUGGUUUCAACAUUGUGGCGUGGGCGUGCAUGCUGUUGAGACAAGGCCGUGCCAAGGAGUUCUUCACCAUGGGGUUAUGGGAUGCAGGUCCCCAUGAUGAUUUGGUCGAAGUACUACACUUGGCAGUUGUGUGCACUGUUGAGUCUCUCUCUACCAGGCCUACAAUGAAGCAAGUUGUACGACGACUGAAGCAACUUCAACCGCCUUCCUGUUAGCUACACCUUACCGGUGUUUAAGGCAUCAAGUGAUUGACAUUGUAGUGUGUAGAAGAAGGUAAGCCUGUAAUUUGUGGCCUUGCAAAAGUGCUCUGCUCUUGGGUGUCUUCCCAGACGACGGCCGGUAGGAUCAGGUCUGAGUUAUAUAGGUGCUUGUAAAUUUGUAGUAUAGUUUUUGCCCCCAUUUUUCGCUGCCAUUUCCGUGAUUAGGAGGGGGAGGGGGGCUCAGUGAUGGAGGAUCUGCAAAAACGACAGAAUGCAGAUAUAUUUGUUUCCCCAAGUUGUAUACUUUGUACCUCAUUUCU
Molecule: messenger RNA, 3716 nt
Organism: Ilex paraguariensis (yerba mate)
Lineage: Eukaryota; Viridiplantae; Streptophyta; Magnoliopsida; Aquifoliales; Aquifoliaceae
Source: the annotation of a GenBank genome assembly